AUGUCUAAUCCAUCAGCUGACUUACAAUCGCAGCUUUUUGAGCUUCAGAAACGAAUGGGCAAUAUUCCCAAGUCUUCUGAAGCAACCAAAGACUCAGGUCCCAUGACCCCUUUGUCCUCUGGAUCAGGUAUUCUUUCAACUCCUAGAAGGGCACUUAGGACCAGCAAUUCCAACAAUAUUGGUGCCAGUCCUUCCGGAAAAUUAACACAUACUUCAUCUUCUACUCCUUCUACUCCUCAUGCUCUUACUUCACCAGCAAGUCCUAAAAGAGUUGACUUUCUCAGUGACUUGAGUGAUGGCUUGCUUGUGGAGUCACGUCGCUUGGCCUACGAGAAUAAGCAAUUCAAGAAGAAAUUGGAAGCUUUACAGGCCGAGAAGGACAAGUUCGAGAAUCAGUCCUCCAAUUUGGCCCUUUUAAAUACAAAAUUAAGUGAAAAAGAAGAGGAAUCAGGCGACAGAAUCUGGGAAUUGGAAACAGAGCUUAGUACAACCAAGGAAAGGUUGGACAAAGUCAAUGUCGAGUUGGGCAAGCUUGGCGAGACUAGAGGUUCCCUUGACAAUCGAAUUGGCGAGACUGCACUAGCUUUGGAAGCUUCCAGGGCCGCAAAGAUUCAAUUGGAGAUGGAAACGAACAAGAAGAUUGUGUCUUUGACGCAGGAAGUGCAAGACCUUUGCCAAAAUAACUCAGAACUAAACGAUGAGAACGAUAGUUUGCAGAAACAGAUGUUGGAUCUUCGUGAAAAUGCAUCCAAAACGACUGCGAUAGACUUUUCGAGCGCAGUUAAAGACCUUGGCGAUGCCGGUGACGAAACAGAACAAGAUAUUUCCGUUCUUCUUGAACCGGAACCAAUCGAAACUGUUGCCACGGUAGGAAAUACCGCAGAACUUGAGCGCCAGAUGCUUCAGGCCAAUCUCAACCAUGCUCUUGCUACCAUAGGAAAACUCAGACAGUACAUUGUGAAGCAGAGAUCUUUCUCCUCAUUGUCCACACCCACCGUUGUUUUAAAGCAUCAACAUUCUCCCGUUGGUCACGUCAAUAGAAGAUUGUUCAAAUCAUCGACACGAUCUCCAGGCUCGGUACUUUCCCCAGGAAAUAGGAAAAGUGAGAUUAUUGUGGAAGAGAACAGCGAUGAGGAUAAUGAUGACUGGGAGAAAUAUGAUAACACUUCAAAGAAAGUCGCUUCUAAACUUACCGAUAUUCCCAACCUUGUCAAAACUGCCAGCGAGGACGAAGACAACGAUUCUGAAAAAGACCCCCACGAGGUAUUGGCCGACGAGCUUGGCGAUAUAAGCAGCAUGUCAGGCUUCCAGAGCAGUCCAUUGAAAAGAAAGCAGAUCCAACAAGAUCAAGGAAACGAUACCGGAUAUAUUGCCUUACCUAAGGGAGGUGAUUUGUCUCAGCUAGGGGAUUAUGAUUUGGUUCCCAUGGCUAGAAAUGACUUUGAGACUUUUGUAAAGAAGAGCAGGAAUGUUUCAACUUUAACUGCUGCUGCUGCUGCUGCUGCAUCUUCCACUGCUGUAGUGGGAGAUCUUCGGCUAAUUUCUUCACCAGAAUAUACCAAGCUACAGAAGCAAUUGACUGAUAAACGGAUAGAGGUUGAGAAAUUGCAGAAGAAGUUUACCGAAAAAGAUACCCAUUCGAGUGAAGUUGAAUCUAAGUUAUCCAGGCUACAGGCUGAACUAGCUAAAAAGUCCGAACAACUCGAACAAUUCAGCGAUACUGAAUACAUAAAGAGCAAGAUAGAAGAGAGAGGAUUUGCGGCAGUUUCUAAGGAUGAUUACGAAGGAUUACAGGAAAAGGCUGAAGAGACAGGACAUGAGUUGGCCGCUGUCCAAGAAGAGCUUGGUGGUAAAGAGACCGAGUUGAAGGAGAGAGUUGCAGAACUUGAAACACUGAAGGAGCAAGUUGGUUCACAGGUUUCAGAUGCUGAAAAAUUGCAAGAGCAGAUAGAUGAGUUGAAGGUUCAAGUUCAAAAUGACACUUCUGAGAUUGCGGUACUACAAGAACAAUUGGCUACAGAAAAGAAGGAGGCCCAUCAGGAGAGAGAAGAGGCAUUGAAUAGAGUCAACAUGAAAGAGAGAGCUCUUCAGGAAAUUACGACAAAACUAAAUGCCCCGGACGCUUCAUUCAUUGCAAUGAAAGCAUCCGAUCUUGGCCUUGUUGCCAUAUCUGAAGAAGAGCACAAACAGUUGAAGCUUAGUGUUCAAAGGAAUGAAGAGACAGAGAUUAAGAUUAAAGAACUCGAAACUGAGGUGAUGGAGAAAGAAGCUCAUGUCAAUGCGUUGGAAAAGCAAAUGACAGAGGUUAGGGAAGAGCUUUCGGAAAAGUUGGCCGAGUAUAAAAAUCUUGAGAAGGAACUUAAUUCUGUUGCUGAGAAGCUCAAUGCUGUUGAAAAGCAACGUGAAAUUCCAAGCGCCGAAUACAUCAGGCAGAAAGCUGCAGCUCUUGGUUUUGUCGUUGCUACCAGUCUGGAAUCUGAAAGGACCACGAAAGAGGCCAAAGAUAUCAAGCAGAAGCUUGAUGCUGUGGGUAUCGAGGUUCUGUCGUUGAAGGAUAAGAUCUCCGAAUCGGAGAAGAGUUUGGUUUGUAAGUCACAGGAGCUUGACGAAAAGGAGAAAUAUUCUUCCUCGUUAAAGUCCGAUCUUGAGAAAGUUCAGGCCGAACUUGCUACGACAAGAGCUGCUCAUGAACAGCCAGAUGCUUCUUAUGUGAAGCAACAAGCAGCAGCUAUUGGCUUGGCAGCUGUUAGUGUUACUGAUUAUGCUGCUUUGAAUCAGAAGGCUGAAACUCUGGAAAGGGAGUUGAAAAAGGCCCAGAAGGAGAUAAGGGGUGUCAAGUCUCUUGCCUCCGGUGUUGCCGGAGUUGCUUUGGGUGCCACUGCUGGCACCAUUAGCUUGGUUGGCUCAGCCGCGGGCACUGCUGCAGGAGCUGCCAGUGGUGUUUCGUUAGCUGCAUUACGUUCACAGCUUUCUAAAGCGGAUGCCAUGUACGAGAAACCUACGGCUGAUUACAUCAAGUCUAAGAGCACAUCUCUUGGUCUUGUAGCUAUUCCGGCCUCUCAGCAUAUUGCUCUUACUAAGGAACUUGGCUUUCUCAAGGACAAGCUAGAUCGACGGGAGACUGAAUUAAAUGAAUCUAAGCAGGCGCAUAGCCAAGAGGCAGUUUUAUUGAAGCAACUUCUUGAAACAAAAGAGAGGAAGGUUGUUGAGAUGAAAAACGUUCAUGAUGAAGAAUUGAGGGCCAAGGAAAAUACACUACAGACGGAGAAGAAGGAAUUGAACAGAUUGACUGCCGAGCUUGAGUCCAAGACAUCUGAGUUGAUCACCAAUGCUUCCGAGCUUGAGGCUAGGAUAUCCGAAGUGGAGAAGUUGACGAGUGAUUACAAGCAACUUGAAGGUGAAUACCAAACUCUUAAGGAAUCAUAUGACAAACCAGAUGCCGAGUAUCUGAAAAGUAAGGCUAUUCAACUUGAGAUGGUGAUUAUUCCUGACGCUGAGUACAAGAUGGUAAGCAGGAAGGCCGUGGAGAAGGAGAAGAUUGUUGCGCAACUUAACACUGCCAUUACCCAGCUCAACACCGAAUAUAGCAGUGCAAAGGCUGAGCUGGGAGAGGCUAAGGUUUUACUCAAGAAGACACAAGGCGAGUUGGAAGAAGCUAAUAUGUCACUUAGUAGGGCUGGUGAAGAAAAUGUUUUGAGUGCGGAGAUGCUUGCAGAAAAGGCCAGAAGAAUUAGUGAGCUCAACCAAGAAGUGGAGACCAGGGGUGCUGAAUUUUCCGAAUUGAAAAAGUCUGAGUGUGAGUCGAGAGCCCUCCUUGCAAAGUACUCAGAUGUGGACACUUUGAAGGGCUUAGAGACUCGUUGCGAGAUGGCAGGUCUAGUCACAAUAAGUAAGAAAUCCUACGGAGAUCUAAUGGCUGCACUUAGUAUGCUUGGAAGCGAGUUCAGCUUGGCUGCACAGUACUUGCUGGAGCCAAAUACUACCGAGUUUAGCGGUGGAGUGAUUGACUUCAAGAGCGCUGCUCAAAAGCAGGCUAAAGUGGUCAACGAGUACGAGUCACCUUCUAUUGAUUACUUGAAGUCCAGUGGCUCCAAUAUGGGAUUAAAGAUUUUAACCAUGGGCGAGUACAUCGACUUGAAAGCGGGUGAAAACUUUCGGAACGAGAGUUCUGGCAACAGUGGAAACAACGACGAUGAGGCCAGUAUUGUUAGCGAGAAGGUCAUCGCCGAUUCUGCUACUAAACAACUUGACGCCAAGAGCAAGGAGUUGGCAUCUCUUCAGAAGCAAAUAGAAGACAAAGAGCAACAAUUGAAAGCAUUAGAGAGAUGCUUGGCUGGAGAAGGAACCGAAGGUGUUGAUGAUGAUACCGCUUUACAGAUUUCAGACUUGAAGAAGAAGCUUGAAAGCAAGAGGGGUGAGACUACUGAUGUUGCUGGAGCCUUGAGAAUCAAGUCUCAGGAGCUUACAAAACUGAAGAGCCCUAAAAAGCGGUUGUCAUUACAGCAGCUCAGUGCUGUUGACGUGCAACUAGAUGCGAAGAAGCGUGAGCUAAAGGAGAAGAAGGAAAAUCUUCAAACAAAGAGUACCGAUCUUGAGAAGGACAAAUCGCAGCUUCAGCGGAUGGUGAAAGAGCACAACGGCGAUGUAGAGAAAGUUAGAGCCUUGAGGGCUGAGUUGAAUCAGACCAAUGACACGUUGGACGCAGUGAAUGCAGAAUUGGACGCCAAACAAAGUGCAAUCAACGUUCUUGAGGCAUACAUUGCAUCUAACAAGAAGGAUACCGAAGAGCUAAGUAAAACAGGUGAAGCUAAUAGUGGUGACAGGCUCAAGGAGGAUGUCAAGAAGCUAGAGAAUGAACUAGCCAAGUCGCAGGAUGAGUCUCAGAAUUUGAGUGAUCGUCUUGAAGAGUUAAUGGCAUCAUAUGCUCCGCAGUUGUCUCAGAGAGAUGAAGAGAUUGAGCAAUUGAAGGAAAGUCUUUCCUCCAAGGCUGCGGAGGUUUUCGAAUUGGAAAAGAAGGUUGAAGGCCAGAAGGCCGAAAGGGAACAUGCUGAUCAGUAUGUUGCAAGAGGUGAAUAUGAUGUUUUAGUGAAGAGCGAUGCAGAGAAGUCUAUUCAGAUUAAUCAUCUUGAGGCUCAACUCCGUAACUUCGAGACCCAAGAAAAGUCUGUAAUCACUCCAUCAAGACCUCAUAGUCUCUUCAUGGGAGUUACAGGUCUCUCUAGCGAAAGCUUGCAUCCUGUGGAAUCGGUACAGUCAUCUACAGGUACUUCGGUGUAUGUUGAUGCUGUCAGUAGUCAGGGAGAAUUUCAGGAUAUGGGCAUAGACGAAGGAGAAGGUGUUUAUGGGGAUUCUGAAAAUGUCAUGGAUACUGAGGUCGCUCUCAGAGACAAGGCAAAGAGAAUGGGGUAUGCCUUAAUUCCAAUUGAUGAUACCGAUCAAGCCACAGUUCGAAGCGAAGAGUCUAAAGAUGUUGGCAACACUACCAUUGGCACCGUAGCUAGCGUGGGUACUGUUAUGGCCUCGCUUCCUCAGGUUCAAGCCUACGCUAAUUCGCAUGACCUUACGUUGAUGCCCACGGCUCAGGCUAGUAAGCUCAUGCGCCACACUGUUACCUCUCAAGACCUUGCAGCCAAGGCUGCUGAAUACAGCUUAUCUUUGGUACCUGAAGAUGAGCUCUCAGAGCUUAGACAGAGAGCACCAGCUAAUGCAGAUCAAAUCUCUAAGGCUGCAAAGGCCAAGGGAUUGCUAUGCAUUCCUGAAGACAGGUUCAUUGCUACCACCGUGUGUAGGAAGCCGGAUCCUGUUAAUGUCGUUGUUGUUCCUUCAAGUUAUUACUCCAAGCUUAUCAAAAGCCACGAGUGGUACAAGGUGCAUCGUAAUGAUGCCUCUGCCGCUCAAAAGAGAACAUCAAGUACUGCAUCUUCAUCUGCAGUGUCUACGGAAACGGGAGCACAUCAUGACGUUCAGCAGUCAGACUCCUCAGCGGCCUUUGGAUUCAAUCAAGAGCCUCCAGCUAAUUCUCCUGCCUUUGCACUUGCUCAGUUGGCACGAAGAAAUGGUGGUAAUGUGGCCUUAGAUGCUACCUCAUUGCAUACGGUCAAUACUGUGAUCUCAACCAAGCGUGAAAUGAUUGCUGCCAUUACUCAAACAAUUAUCGGUGAGUAUUUAUUCAAAUACUUCCGGAAGCUAGGACCGUUCGUCUCCUCAGUUAGUGAAUCACGUCAUGAGAGAUACUUCUGGAUUCAUCCUUACUCUUUGACAUUAUACUGGUCCACAUCGAACCCAUCUCUAUCGGAUCCAUCAGAGAAUAAGAUCAGAGCUUUGGCAAUUGCCCAUGUCAAGUCGGUUGAUGAUAACAAUCCUCUUCCUCCAGGCUUGUAUCAUAAGUCCAUUAUUGUGUCCUCUGAAGAUGGUCGUUCCGUCAAAGUGACAUGCCCAACUAGACAGAGACAUAACAUUUGGUUUAACUCUAUCAAGUUUCUCAUUGAGAAAAAUGCUGAGGGUCUUUUAGAUGAUGGUGACGAAGAAAAUCAGUAUAAUGAAACAUUUACCAUGGACGAGAAAACCGAGGUGGAGAGAUCCCAGUCGCAAUCUUUCCGCCAUCAGCAGCCCAGAAGUAGUAUCUUAGCGUCCAACAGGAAAUUGUCUCGAGUGAACAGUCGAGCUUCUUUGGAAACUGCUAGUGUCGCUAAAUCUACAAGCUCAGGGCUUCUAACUGUCCAUUCUAUGAAGAGACAUUUGGCUAAUCUUCGGAGAGGUGAUUAA
Molecule: messenger RNA, 6765 nt
Organism: Brettanomyces nanus
Lineage: Eukaryota; Fungi; Ascomycota; Pichiomycetes; Pichiales; Pichiaceae
Exons: 1
Coding region: 1-6765 (2254 amino acids)
Biological process (GO): dynein-driven meiotic oscillatory nuclear movement; microtubule cytoskeleton organization; maintenance of protein location in cell cortex
Cellular component (GO): cell cortex; mitochondrion
Molecular function (GO): phospholipid binding; tubulin binding
Source: RefSeq, a predicted model, not a curated record